Molecule: messenger RNA, 3409 nt
Organism: Sarcophilus harrisii (Tasmanian devil)
Lineage: Eukaryota; Metazoa; Chordata; Mammalia; Dasyuromorphia; Dasyuridae
Gene: CDH18
Product: cadherin 18
Exons: 11
Coding region: 764-3136 (790 amino acids)
Biological process (GO): homophilic cell-cell adhesion; cell morphogenesis; cell-cell junction assembly
Cellular component (GO): plasma membrane; catenin complex; adherens junction
Molecular function (GO): cadherin binding; calcium ion binding
Source: RefSeq, a predicted model, not a curated record
UGAUUCACAUAAGUGAAACACAUUAAGUAGUGCUUAUCACAAAAGAUAACCUUCAACUUUUGUUAACAUACAUGUAAAUGCCUGCAUAUGUGCAGAUAGUUUAUUCUUAAUUAUUUGUUGGUUGAUAUAGUUAACUUAAACAGUGUUAAUAUAUAACAUAAGGAAUGUCUGAAUACAUGGAAAAUUAUGUUUAUGAUAUGUAUAUAUAAAGGCCUAGAGAAAACAAUAGUUUUAUUUUACAACUAUAUAUACUUUUAACACCAUCAACAUUAUGUCCAUAUAUUAAAAUAUUCCCUAUACUGGUAUUAUCUUAUUUCAAUUAUACAAGUCAAAGGUAACUGGAUUCACUGCUGACCCAUAUACAUGCAUGCACAGAAGUGAUUAACCUUCCAAAAGGAUUGAAAUAAUAUUUGGAUAAGAAAAGAACACAAUCUGUGUUUAGGCCAGUAACUUAAAUGAUCUUUUUAAUGAUGUAAAUAACUUUUCUUUCUCUUUUUUUAUUAGGUAGAAAAUGGUCAAAUGUGGAUAUCCACUGUGAAGACUUGGAAUCAGACACAUAACUUCAUUUAAAAAUAUAUCAAUUCAGGAUGUAAAUAUGGUUUGACUUUUCCCCAAUGGGUAGUUAAACCAUGGACAAGCUAAAAAAACUCAUUUUGGACUGUUUUUCCAAACGAGUCUUUGCCUUCCUUCUUCAGUGCCCAGUAAGGGAUUAUAGUUGUUAAAGGAAAGAAAGAAAAUCCUUGAACUGGAAAGUUAUCCUACAAUGAGAAUUACGAGUACAUCUUGCAUCUGUCCAGUCCUAGUUUGUCUCUGUUUUGUGCAGAGGUGUUAUGGAGCUGCUCACCACAACUCCAUUAAGGUGACCAGGAAUCAAACCAAACACAUAGAAGGUGAAACAGAAGUCCACCAUCGCCCCAAACGUGGAUGGGUAUGGAACCAAUUCUUCGUUUUAGAAGAACAUAUGGGACCAGAUCCUCAAUAUGUGGGAAAACUACACUCCAAUUCUGACAAAGGUGAUGGAUCAGUCAAAUAUAUUCUUACUGGAGAAGGAGCUGGGACAAUAUUUAUCAUUGAUGACACCACAGGAGACAUUCAUUCAACCAAAAGUCUAGAUCGAGAGCAGAAGACCCAUUAUGUUCUACAUGCCCAAGCUAUUGAUAGAUGGACAAAUAAACCUCUUGAACCUGAAUCUGAAUUUAUUAUCAAAGUACAAGACAUCAAUGACAAUGCACCCAAAUUUACUGAUGGACCAUAUAUUGUAACUGUGCCAGAAAUGUCUGAUAUGGGUACUUCUGUUCUACAGGUGACAGCUACAGAUGCAGAUGACCCAACCUAUGGAAAUAGUGCUAGGGUGGUGUAUAGUAUUCUUCAAGGACAGCCAUAUUUCUCUGUUGAUCCCAAAACAGGUGUUAUAAGGACAGCCCUGCAUAAUAUGGACAGGGAAGCCAGAGAGCACUACUCUGUGGUCAUUCAAGCCAAAGAUAUGGCUGGGCAAGUUGGAGGCCUUUCAGGAUCCACCACCGUCAAUAUUACACUCUCAGAUGUCAAUGACAACCCACCUAGAUUUCCACAGAAACACUAUCAAUUGUAUGUUCCUGAAUCAGCUCAAGUUGGUUCAGCUGUAGGAAAAAUCAAGGCAAAUGAUGCUGAUACUGGAACAAAUGCUGAAAUGAAAUAUACAAUCAUCAAUGGUGAUGGCAUUGGAGUAUUCUCAAUAUCAACUGACAAAGAGACACGAGAAGGCAUUCUUUCCUUGAAGAAGCCACUGAACUAUGAGAAGAAGAAGUCAUACACUCUCAACAUAGAAGGAGCAAAUACACAUCUUGAUUUCCGAUUUUCUCAUCUGGGCCCAUUUAAAGAUGUUACUAUGCUGAAAAUCAUUGUGGGAGAUGUUGAUGAACCACCACUCUUUUCGAUGCCUUCUUAUGUUAUGGAUGUCCAUGAAAAUGAGAAGAUUGGAACAGUGGUUGGCACAGUAGCUGCUCAAGAUCCAGACAGUGCCAAUAGUUUAGUAAGAUAUUUCAUUGACUACAGCAGUGAGGAUGAUAGAUAUUUCAACAUUGAUGCUAACACUGGAACUAUUAAGACUGCAAAAGUCCUUGACAGAGAGGAAACACCAUGGUACAACAUCACAGUUGCUGCUUCAGAAAAGGAUAAUCCUAGCCUGCUAAGCCACGUUGUAGUAGGCAUUCGAGUUCUGGAUGUCAAUGACAAUCCACCAGAGCUUGCCAAGGAAUAUGAUAUUGUUGUUUGUGAAAAUUCUAAGCCUGGCCAGGUUAUACAUACAAUCAGUGCCACUGAUAAAGAUGAUUUUGCAAAUGGACCAAGAUUCCACUUCUUUCUGGAUGAAGGUCUGGCUCUGAACCCCAACUUUACACUGAAGGACAAUGAGGACAACACGGCCAGCAUUCUGACAAGAAGGCGGAGAUUUAGUCGAACUAUUCAGGAUGUGUAUUAUCUACCUAUUAUGAUCUCUGAUGGGGGAAUCCCCUCUCUUAGCAGCAGCAGCACCCUCACCAUCAGAGUAUGUGCAUGUGAGAGAGAUGGGCGUGUGCGAACUUGCCAUGCUGAAGCCUUCCUGUCCUCUGCAGGCUUAAGUACAGGAGCCUUAAUUGCUAUUCUUCUCUGUGUCCUCAUUCUCUUGGCAAUUGUGGUUCUCUUCAUCACUCUCAGACGCAGCAAGAAAGAACCCCUGAUCAUUUCAGAGGAGGAUGUGAGGGAAAAUGUUGUCACUUAUGAUGAUGAAGGGGGUGGAGAGGAAGACACAGAAGCCUUCGACAUCACAGCCCUGAGAAACCCAUCAGCUGCUGAGGAGCUGAAAUACAGAAGAGAUGUUCGACCUGAAGUGAUGCUUACACCCAGACACCAGCCUUCGUCCACUCUCGAGAGUAUAGAUGUUCAGGAAUUUAUUAAACAAAGACUGGCAGAGGCCGAUCUUGACCCGAGUGUCCCUCCCUAUGACUCUCUACAGACAUACGCAUAUGAGGGUCAUAGAUCUGAAGCUGGGUCCAUCAGUUCCCUGGAUUCAGCAACUACACACUCAGACCAAGAUUAUAAUUAUCUUGGUGACUGGGGGCCGGAAUUUAAAAAGUUAGCUGAACUCUAUGGAGAAUUAGAAUCGGAAAGAACAAGUUAGGGAUAAGCAUACUUGGAAUUGAUUCCUGGGCAAAUAGAUAUAUAAGCGCAAAUAAUGGCAAUGUUAAUUGAUGGCAAUAGUGCUGGGAACUGAGCAAACCUGUGCACAGUCACUGUAGAAACAAGUGCUCUUUUCAUGUGUGCAACUGGGUUCUUUGAUUGGAAGUAAGUCAAAUUUUGAAAAUACAGAGAAAAAAAAAAAGCUAUUAUUCCUUGUGUAUAUUUUUUAAAUGCUCAAUAAAGUCUGUGGUAUCAUUUCGUUAAUAAUACCCUA